Messenger RNA from Suillus fuscotomentosus, 625 nucleotides. RefSeq lists its product as uncharacterized. The transcript is spliced from 4 exons. The record is from RefSeq and is a predicted model, not a curated record. The coding region runs from base 76 to 435 and encodes 119 amino acids. NCBI's taxonomy places the organism in Eukaryota, Fungi, Basidiomycota, Agaricomycetes, Boletales, Suillaceae.
GCCGGCAUCCCGUUCUCACGGUGCUUGCAUAUGAUCUUUUUUUAGAAAAUCAGACCCGGCUUCUGUUGUCAUUCUAUGGAUGGAUGGUUAUCGAGUCUCAACUGGGUCGCUACCUCCCAACUAGCCCGACAAUCAUUGGCUGCUCCCGUUGUUCCUGGUAGCUUUCAGAUUCACAGAUCUCAAAUGGCAAAUCAAAUUCACCAUGAUUUGGUGGAGACCAACGGAUAUCGGUCCGCCCAUUCCGAUGGAAAGGAGCCACCGCCUACCCGUCGAAGACGUCUUUUAUUGGCGUACCUCGCAGCUGUGCUCUUCUGCAUCAUAAAGGAUGCACCUCUUAUUUCUAAUCCGAACAGAGCUACCAGGAGUUCUCGCUAUCGCAGUUUCCGGUCGUCUUUUUGUUCGCAACAAAAAACUCAAGUAUGUCCUCAUUGUUAGGACCAGGGAAUGGCUACGAAAAAUCAACUUCAUGCAUAGGAUGGCAGGAAGAGCCAUGUUCCUCGCCGGAUGCAUCCAUGGGUCUCUGUAGAUUCACAAUCAUCUGCAGUAUUGACUUGCAAUUCUUGAUCCGCAGAAAGAGACUUCGGGGGUGCCAUCCUCAACAUCAUCGUACUCACAUCUUUGAGGC